UGGCACAAUCAGAAAAACACACUCAACUCAUCCCUCUUCCAUGCCCCUCUCUCUCUCUCUCUCUCUCUCUUCAUAUGCACUCUCAACUGAAAGUGAAAAGCUCUCUCCUUUCCUCUUAAAAAGCUCCCCUUUCUCUGUUUCAGCACAAGAGAAGGGGAAGGGUGCGUUCCUCUAACUCAUUUCAGCUUGGCAUUAGAGUAUUUCAUCUACAUUCUGUACUUCCUUGAUUGGUCGCUGGGUCGCAUCCCGUUUUCAGCCAUUAUACGCUCAUUGAUCGCCUCAGUUAUGGUCUACUAGAGUGAAAGAGGACCCAGUUCUUUGUUUUAAAGUCCGGGUAAGCAAGAAACAUGGAAGAGACCUUUGUACCAUUUCGUGGAAUAAAGAAUGAUCUUCGUGGGAGGUGGUUGUGCUACAAGCAAGACUGGACUGGCGGAUUCAGGGCAGGCUUUAGGAUAUUGGCGCCCACCACAUACAUAUUUUUUGCCUCGGCAAUCCCGGUCAUUUCAUUUGGAGAACAACUGGAAAGAAACACAGAUGGGGUUCUCACAGCAGUCCAAACACUGGCUUCUACGGCAUUAUGCGGAAUCAUACACUCCUUAAUCGGGGGACAGCCUCUACUGAUUCUUGGGGUUGCAGAGCCAACUGUAAUUAUGUACACGUUCAUGUUCAACUUCGCAAAAGACAGACCUGACUUGGGAUCGAAACUCUUCCUAGCUUGGACCGGAUGGGUUUGUGUGUGGACUGCGUUAUUACUUUUUCUGCUGGCCAUACUAGGAGCUUGUUCCAUCAUCAAUAGGUUCACUCGUAUUGCUGGAGAAUUGUUUGGCCUUCUUAUAGCAAUGCUUUUCAUGCAGGAAGCCAUUAAAGGAUUGGUUGAUGAGUUUCACAUACCCGAGAGAGAAAAUCCAAAUCUUCUUGAAUUCCAACCUUCAUGGAGAUUUGCAAAUGGCAUGUUUGCUUUGGUUCUGUCAUUUGGCCUUCUGCUGACAGCAUUAAGAAGCAGAAAAGCAAGAUCCUGGCGUUAUGGAUCAGGGUGGCUCCGAGGCUUCAUUGCAGAUUAUGGGGUUCCUUUGAUGGUUCUCAUAUGGACUGGAAUUUCCUAUGCACCAGCAGAAAGCAUUCCUAAAGGAAUACCGAGGCGUCUUUUCAGCCCAAACCCUUGGUCUCCUGGUGCAUAUGAGAAUUGGACUGUUAUAAAGGACAUGCUAAAUGUGCCGGUUCUUUAUAUCCUUGGAGCCUUCAUCCCAGCGACAAUGAUUGCAGUUCUCUAUUAUUUCGAUCACAGUGUGGCUUCUCAGCUUGCUCAGCAGAAAGAAUUCAACCUAAGAAAACCACCUUCUUUCCAUUAUGAUUUGCUUCUUCUGGGCUUUUUGACUAUACUAUGUGGUCUUAUUGGCAUCCCUCCAUCAAAUGGUGUCAUUCCUCAAUCCCCCAUGCAUACAAAAAGUCUCGCUACGCUUAAGCAUCAGUUACUGAGGAACAGACUUGUGACAACUGCUCGGAAUUGCAUGAGGAAGAAUACGAGUCUCCCUCAAGUAUAUGGAAGCAUGCAAGAAGCCUACCAACAGAUGCAGACCCCACUAAUUUACCAGGCACCUUCUGCUCAGGGACUGAAGGAUUUGAAAGAAUCAACCAUUCAAAUGGCCACGAGCAUGGGGAACAUCAACGCUCCUGUUGAUGAAACAGUGUUCGAUGUCGAGAAAGAGAUCGACGACUUAUUGCCGGUUGAGGUGAAAGAGCAACGGCUCAGUAACCUUCUUCAGGCUUUGCUGGUCGGUGGAUGUGUAGCCGCGAUGCCUUUGCUGAAGAAGAUCCCAACCUCUGUUUUGUGGGGUUAUUUUGCAUUCAUGGCCAUCGAGAGCUUACCAGGCAACCAGUUCUGGGAGAGGAUCCUACUGCUGUUCACGGCUCCCAGCAGAAGAUACAAGGUGCUUGAGGAGUACCACGCAACUUUCGUGGAGACCGUGCCAUUCAAAACGAUUGCAAUGUUCACAAUUUUCCAGACAGCAUACUUGCUUGUUUGUUUCGGGAUAACAUGGGUUCCAAUAGCUGGGGUUCUUUUCCCAUUGAUGAUCAUGCUUUUGGUUCCUGUGAGGCAAUACAUUCUGGCCAAGUUCUUCAAAGGAGCUCACCUCCAAGAUUUAGACGCUGCAGACUAUGAAGAGGCACCGGCCUUACCAUUUCACCUGGCAACUGAAGGGGAGAUUACUCGGACAUCUUUCCCUGAUGAUGGAGAGAUUUUAGACGGCAUGAUUACGCGGAGCAGGGGCGAGAUGAGGCGAACAUGUAGCCCUAAGGUCGUGAGCUCAACCUCAACACCAUCUCGAGACAUCGCUGACAUUCAGAGUCCGAGGGUCUCAGUCUCAGAUAAGGUGUACAGCCCACGCAUCAGUGAACUUAGAGGGGAUCAGAGUCCGCGACUUGGUGGAAGAGGCCUGUCAAGUCCCAGAGCUGUGGAAAUGAGACCGUCUAACUUAGGGAAAACUGGGUAGAGAUAAAAUCUCAUAUAUCGAUAUAGAUUCUAAACUUGCUGCUGAAUGAUGAAUGGGAGAAAUCGAGGUUAGGUAGGAGAACGGAAUAUCCCUUUGUUAACUUGAUUUGGCUGUUCUAAAUGUAAAGUAUUGUUCAUUCAUAUUUGUAUUUGUGCUAGCAGUUGUAGUAACAUUCUCUUCAUACUUUUGGUUCCCGUUCAUCGUUCUUGAUGACUCUUGAGAUACAAGUGAUUUGAAUUUA
Molecule: messenger RNA, 2733 nt
Organism: Punica granatum (pomegranate)
Lineage: Eukaryota; Viridiplantae; Streptophyta; Magnoliopsida; Myrtales; Lythraceae
Source: RefSeq, a predicted model, not a curated record